AUGCAGGAUUAGCAUUCAAUCAAUGUAAGAUUGAUAGUAUACAUCUUAGAUUGAAAUUAUUUCCUAUUCAUAUGAGGGUACAACCAUAUUUUAUUAAAUUUCAGUCAAAUUUGGAAUUAAAUAAUGGAUUGUAUAGAAGAGAUAUUCACAAUUUGAAGAAUUGAAUCGUGCACUUGAAUUGACGUAUAAACAGUUGCCUUUAUUGCCUAAGAAAAAUUUUAUAACUUUUUUAGUUGGAAAGUCAAUUGAAUAAAUCAAUGAACGUAAAUAUGGAUUAUAAUGCUAUUUGUAAAAUUUAGCUUCUAGAAAAGAAAUAUUUGAAAGUGAAAUUUUUAAAUCAUUUAUAAAACUAAAGUAAACAGAAUAGCUAAUCAAACAAGAAUUAUUCAAAGAAAAUGUUAUUGAAGAAGUGUAAAAUCCUAUCUAAUUUUAAUAAGAAAUUUAGGAUAUUUAAAAAAAUUAACUUACUUCUAAAGUAGUAUUAAUAAACAAAAGAGAUUAAUCAUAAUAAACAUCAUUCAUCGAAAACUAAAUAAUUGAAGAAAAAAAUAACUCUUUCGAAUAAUUUGAUAAUUAAUCAUCAUCUUAGAUCAGAGAAAAAGAUUCAAAUGAAGCUGAAUUAAUAGCAUAAAUGAAAACUUAACUUUAAGAGUUUUAUGAUCAAAUUAAUGAAAAAGAUAUUAUAAUUUCUAAUUUUAAUUAAAAAGAACUUGAAACUUAAGAAUAUUAUAAUUAAUAAAUUUAUGAAAAAUAAUAUUAAAUAAAUGAAUUAAAUGGAUAACUUAGAAAAUAGGAAGAAUCAUAUAUACUAUUGGAAAAAUAAUAUCAAGACACCCAAAAUUAUAUUGAAGAAUUGAAAAUAAAUCUUCAAUAAAUUUAACAAUAAUCACAGUAGUUAGAAUCUUAAAUUUAUGAAUAAUAAAACUUAAUCUAAUAAUAAUUUACUUAACUAGGGUAUGAGAAUUUAAGUCAAACAUAAUUAUAACAAAUAAUAAUUGAAUAAUAGAGGAAGCUAGAUGAAUAAAUAGAAAUUAAUAAAGAAAAAGAACUUGAAUUUAAAUACGAAUUAGAAAAGCAUUAUUUAGUUGAAACAGAAAGAGAUUAAUUAUUUUAAGAAAAUUAAUUGUUAAAAAACUAAUUAGAUGAAGAAAUAUUAUAAAGAAAUGAAUAAAUGGAAACAAUAGAAUAAUUAAAGGUAGAAUUGGAAUAUUUAUAAAUUUAAAUUAAGGAAAAAUAAGAGUUAUUAGAUAUUAAAAAUGAAUUAUCAUGA
Messenger RNA from Paramecium sonneborni, 1270 nucleotides. Lineage: Eukaryota; Ciliophora; Oligohymenophorea; Peniculida; Parameciidae. The record is from the annotation of a GenBank genome assembly.